Molecule: messenger RNA, 1035 nt
Organism: Closterium sp. Naga37s-1
Lineage: Eukaryota; Viridiplantae; Streptophyta; Zygnematophyceae; Desmidiales; Closteriaceae
Source: the annotation of a GenBank genome assembly
AUGGCGCCUCCCGAGUCGCUGAUCUCCACUGAAGCCGCCGCCAUCGGCGGAGACGGCGGAGAUUCCGAGUCGUGCGCGAUUUCAUGGGGCCACCCGGAGCGGCUCGACCUGGCGAUGGGAUCGCUGGUGGACGAAAAAACGCGGCUCCGCAAGGACGUGAAGAAGGUGCUUCGAGGAUUGACGGAGGAGCAACGCGCGGCUGAAGGUAAACCUCCCUCACCCUCCCCCUUCCCGCCAACAACCCUCCCCAACCCCACUCCAGCCCUUUCCACCGCACUUAUUCUUGCGCCCUGUCCCCCCAACUCCCCUGCUCCUGAGCUCCCUUGCCCCAAUUCUGCCUACAUCAAUCCCCCGUAUUUUCCCUGCACUACCUCUCCCCUUCCCUCCUCCCUCCCUCUCUCCCCAUCUCCCCUCCUUCCCUCCUCCCUCCCUCUCUCCCCAUCUCCCCUCCUUCCCUCCUUCUCCCUCUCUCCCCAUCUCCCCUCCUUUCCUCCUCCCUCCCUCUCUCCCCAUCUCCCCUCCUUCCCUCCUCCCUCCCUCUCUCCCCAUCUCCCCUCCUUCCCUCCUCCCUCCCUCUCUCCCCAUCUCCCUCCUUCCCUCCUUCCUCCCUCGACCACCCUUUAUCUUCCUGAUCUCGCUUCGGCGCAGACGUGGCAGUGCAGCGCCACGUGGUGCAAGCUGAUUGCCAGUGUGUUUGUGCCACGUGUCAUGGACAGCGAGAGCCACAUGGUGAUGCUGAAAAUCAACACUGUGGAGGUGGUGGGGGAAGGGCGGGGAGAGUUGGUUGGGAAGGGGGAGAACGAGCAGGAGCAAGGAGCAGCAGCAGCAGCAGCAGCAGCAGCAGCAGCAGCAGUAGCAGCAGCAGAAGGGGACUUGGCGCGCAAUGGGAUGGGGAUAUUGGAGCCCACCCUGACCCUCACAGAUGGACGGCCUCGAUCCAACGUGUACAGUGAACAGCAGCCAUUGGAUUUGAUUCUUGUGCCGGGAUUGGCGUUUGAUUGCAGUGGUGGGAGGCUGGGGCGAGGAGGAGGGUAA